Porites evermanni is the source of this 6011-nucleotide messenger RNA. NCBI's taxonomy places the organism in Eukaryota, Metazoa, Cnidaria, Anthozoa, Scleractinia, Poritidae. The record is from the annotation of a GenBank genome assembly.
GUACAAUGCAAUGAAGGUUAUUAAGUGGCGAGGCGUAAUCUUGGCUCUUUGAUUUAGUGUGUUUCCUCCUUCUUAAGGGGCUGAUCAGUUCGUAAGACACUCAAAAUAUGGAUUUAAUCAUUUCAACAGCGUUUUGGAUGCAAAGCUGAAGUUGAAGCGCUAUCUUGGAAGACAAACUUGCGGUACGCGUUACCGCGUCGACAACUCGUGAGGACGCCAUUUUGUAUCCUAUUGAAUUUUCGUAGCCACUGAACGACGUAAAAUUCCAUUCAGGACGAGAUAUGACAAACUUUGAGAGCGGUAACCGAAAGUGGACACAAGAUGAAAUAAUCAACAACACGAAAAAUGUUGUUCGAGGGUUAGAAACGUUGAAAAAUGAACACUCUGGACUGCUGAAUAAUCUCGAUUCUAAUCGCGAUAAAAAUGAAGAUGAAUCGGAACUGGAGAGAGAAAAAGGCUCAAUUAUCCAGGAAUCCAUCGAGAAGAUCGAAUUGGGGUUAGGAGAGGCUCAGGUAUGAAAUUGAAUCUUAAGUAAAAAGCUUUCUUUGCGGUGUUCGUCGUGGUGGAAGUGAAAAUAUGGUUGUUGUCAUAAAAAUCUAGGGUAUGCAAGCUUAAUUUCAAUGUUAAUGCACUUGGUAACAACCGGUUUUGCUACAUGCACUUGAACUGAAGAAAUUAGGUUACUGUCAACUCUCAAGUUUAAAGGGUGAAAGCUAAUUUUUUAGACUCGAUUGUUUUGUGUAAAGUUGUUUUCAACGCCAGUUUAAAAUUUAUCGUUGAUGUUUUGUUUAGAUCAAAACUCAUUCAACCAACGAUAUGAUGAGUCAGGUCAAUUUUCAUAUGAUCAUGAAAACUUCGCUCAGCAACGUACAGAUCGAUUUUAUCAUUAUUGUCGAUAAUUAAUCUGAAAAUUAAUGUAGCUUUUGUCGGUAAAGUGAGGCUACGGUAGAUGAACUUCUGUGGAAUAUUCACCUUUUGAUAUAAAACAACUGAUGUAGAAAUAGAUAUGUUAAUAGGUAAAAAUCUAUAGUUAUGCCCCUCUAGAACCUUCUAGAAUUCUGACUAAAAGUCGGUAAGAAAAAUAAUGAAAAAAUAGUUUUUAACUUAUGUGCAAAUUCAAAAUUUCCUCUGUUCUUGGUCAGAUAAAAUUGGCACAGUUAAUCAUGUAGAGCAUCAUAUGCAAAAAACAUUUGUAAACCAAAGUGUUGUUUUUUUAAAUAUUUCUGAGCGGUCAUCAGUAACUAUGUUUGAGACCUUGCAGAAAGAAUAUUUUUUAUUCUAUUGGUUAAUGAAUUGUGCCAAACCUCCAUGGUCAUUCUUGCUAAUUAAGAUUUUUUUGUUGUUGUUGUUUGUUUUAAUCAAUUUUUUUUUUCUCUGAAAAAAUAAGACAUGAUUGAUCAUCAUUUCCCAGCUUUUUAGCUUCCUUUUCACUCAUGUUUUACUAGGAAGUUUUACUAGGAAUUUGUUCUAGUGUUGGGAACUACCUGAGAUUUCAGAAAUAACUGGACUGACCCGAUGGAUAGAUCAUCAAUUACAGUUGGAAAAUGUCUUUAUAAGAAUUCUAUUUAUUUUAUUUACAAAUCAAAAGCCGAAAAGGGAAUGCUAGAAAAACUGAGCAUAGCUGUUGUGCCGUACCCAUGUUUUAGAACAUGUCAAAAAUGUGAAAAGUAUUGUUAGCUGCCAUAUGAUUCUAUUAAAAAGGCAAGGCACAAGUUUUAUUACCUAUUCUCAUUUGGUAACAAUCAUUUUUUUCUUAUUUUUCUGGACAAUGGAUUAUUAUCAGGUGGCAUAAGGUUUUUACCCUUGAUUGAUUAUAGCCCAUGGUCAGCAUACCACUAAUUUCUUCCACUAGGAAAUUACAGUGCAUUUGUUUUUAGAUAUGUUUUUUGCCCUUAAAAAAUAGAGCGAUAACUAUUUUAAAAGGACAAAGUUUUGUAUUCUUUAAUAUUAUACAUGGAUAUCAAUGACUAUAAAUCCACUUGAAUUCUGCACUGUUAUUGAGGCAUUCAAACAAUGUAAUGAGUCAAUACUUUGAGCCAAUAUCCUUAUUGGUGUGAUUAAACAUUUUUUUAUUCUUACCAAAAGUUGUAGCUGAUUACAGGUGUUAACCAUUUUCCAAGAACAGGAAGUGGCAUUUUUGAAUAGUUAAAGUAGUUUUAAUUAUUGUCAUAAAGUUUAAGAAGAUAAAUUAAUGGAAAAUGCAAAGUUUUGAAGAAUUUUAACAAAUUGCUUUUAUUACACAAGAUCAUAGUGUUAUACUUGAAAUCAUUUGAUGUGGCAGUUUUCAAAACUUACUUAUCAUUAGAAAGUAAAAGCAAUAAAAUUCUUUAAAUUUUCUCAAAGUGACGUAAAGAAUUAUUUACAAAUUUAUGAAAAUUAUUCUGUUGAAUGAAUUUGUCAUCGCAUCUAGUUGCACUUUCACAUUUUUCCAACUGUGGUAUGGGUAUGAUAUACGGCAUUCUAGAUGUCUCCUCUAUAAAAUAGUUGACUGUUUUAUCCAGGUUUAAAUCUACAUGGUUUCACUACUUGGCCUUUAGAAAAAUCAAACUUUUUUAGGUAGGUAGACGCUUCCUGUAUUGACUUUCUGAGAGACAUUUGGCCGAGAUAAGAUUCAAGUACAGCCAACGUGGCAGGUGGUUUAAAAUAAAAAGGGAACGAGGAAGAGUCAAAAUUGGUUUACAAACAUCAUAAACAUACUCAGAGGCAAAAAUCAAGUAGGAUGUUACAAAGGUGGUUGCUCAACUUUUCAGUGCCGUGAAGGUCCUUAGAGUACUUUUAAUUAAUCAUUUUUGCUUUUUCAAAAUACAAGUAAUAACAUGCAAGAAUAUUGGUAAGGUUGUGGCAGUUUGUCUGCACUAUGGGAUUUUAUCCACCCAUUGAAGACUAAGAACUACAUGUGAGUUAAAUGUGUCAAGAAUUGAUUCUUUGGUUUGACAGGGUUGAUGUUUGCUCCUUGCUAAUAUUAAAAAGUUUAUGCAGUUUGUUCUUCUCCUUUUGAAAUCUGCCUUUGUCAGGUGAUGAUGGCAUUGUGUAGCCAUCUUAGUACGGUUGAGGCCGAGAAGCAGAAGUUGAAAGCUCAAGUGCGACGGCUUUGCCAAGAAAAUGCCUGGCUGCGGGAGGAACUCUCUGUUACUCAGCAGAAACUACAGGAGAGUGAACAAAAAGUAGCUCAACUUGAGGAAGAGAAAAAACAUUUGGAGUUCAUGAAUUCAAUUAAAAAAUAUGAUGAUGUAAGUUAGUAGAUUCUAUUGAUAUCUUCUUCGAAUUAAUCAUGUGUUGAUCACAUUCUCCCGUGCACUGUUGCACAGCUUGAGUAAAGGGCUUUUGUUUUAUAUUUUUCAUUUUCAUGUUUCCCGCACUUCUUGGAACUAUUCCAAAUUAGGAUAAACAUGUAAGUUUUGCCAUUUUUUUGUUAUUUACUGUGGUUUGGUGGGCUAGAGUUGAGACCAUAGGAUUGAAACUAUCAGUUUCAUUUUUACCUUUCGCAACUUCCUUGAAAUACAUCUUUGUAUUGACUUGUUAUAUUCAUCAUCAUCAUUAUAACUAUCCUCAUCAUCGUCAUCAUCAUUGUCAUUUAUUUAUCUGGGUGUUGAAUUUAUGGUAUUUUUGUACAUAUUAUUGCUGUAGUUGAGCUUAAUUAACUCCAAAUUAUUUGAAGUUGGUACUGACAGACUUAAAUUCAUUGUAACAGGAUGAGGGGAUUGAAAAUGAUAUUAGUAUCGAUCUGCUGUCCCAAGAUGAAGAGGAAGUAGAUGAAGUUGAUGGUGUGUAAAAUUUUUUUUAUUAUUUGUGUCAUAUACAGUGAACUCCCACUCCCCAUCUCUUUGCCAGGUUCAUUUUUUUAAGUGUCCAUCAUACAGAGACUUGCACCUUUUACAGCGUUGCUAAGACAUUUAUGCAAAAUUCAGUUGUGACAGGCCAGGUACUAUGUACAUCUUAGAUAAAUGUUGGCCAUAUAGGAAAGAUUUACAAUCUUGAGGAUGUUUACUACACCCUAAACAUCAAUAGGUGUACUAUCUUCAUUUCUCAGUACCAACCAGGAGAAUUUGUUUUAAAAAAAUCAAAGUAAUACCCUGGCUGAUUACAUCUUUUAUUCCCAAAAUCACUUGGAGUUUUAUACCAUUUAUAAUGCAAGUCUGGUUUCCUGUUUCUUUAGAUGAAACGUUAAGUCAAGCAUCAUCUGCAACUUCAGCCAGUGCGUCAGGUGUUUAUGAGAUCCCAGCACGGUUAAGAACGCUUCACAAUUUGGUCAUACAGUAUGCAUCUCAGGUAGGAUUUUGACUCUAAAGAAUGUUACAUCUUUAAUAAUUAAAGAUGUAAUGUUCUUUAGAGUAAAUUAUUAUACUGAUGUGUUAAAUCAGACGGAUGGAGACAUUGAUGUAGUUUUUCGUGAUGAAUAGCAAUAUCAAAGCUUUGUGUCAGGAAACUGAUUAUGUAUAAGGUAAAUCUAGUUGGAUUCUUCUAGUGUUAUGAAUAGAGUACCAAGUGAACCUGGGUUGCCCUUGAACAUUCUUGAAACAAAUAAGCCCCCUCAGGGGCUUUAUAGAGGAUUGACAGUCCUUUUUCUGCCGUUAGGGUCGAUAUGAAGUGGCUGUUCCUUUGUGCAAGCAAGCUCUUGAAGAUCUAGAAAAGACCUCAGGCCAUGAUCAUCCAGAUGUUGCGACAAUGCUUAAUAUCCUUGCUCUUGUGUACAGGUAAUAAUUUUUGGGCCAUUAAUUAUUUUUGCUGAGAAGAGGUUUAUACACACUAACUUCAAGCUUUACAGAUGCACAGUUACUUGUAUGAUGUCUCCUUGAAGCUUUCUUGCAGGUGACAAGAAGGUUUUAUUGAACGCAUAUUCUUAGUUUCGUCUUGUAUAAAACUGACCACCAUGUUUAAUCCUCAAAUAGAGGUUUUAUGUUAACUGUUUAUUGUUAUUCACAAGAUUUUGUUUGCAUUGUGACACUUACAAUGCACAACUCCAUUUCAAGUUUUCUUGAUUGACCAGGGAGAGUAAGGAUAAAUAAUAUGUUAUUGAUAAAUAUAUAUGUUAGUGCAUAAUACCUCACUCCUUGUACAUGCAGAAUGAUUGACAAUCUGUUGUGUUGAGUAUUCUUUUACAAGCUGCUAUGAACAAUAUACUCUACUUGAGAAUCAGAAGACAACUACUUGUACUAUCAUCCCAUUCAUAACAUCAACCCGUUCAUCCUAUCCACAAAUAGCUUAUUAGAACCAAUCACAUCAAACAUCUGCAGCAUUUUUACAUUUAUCAGUAAAUGAAAUGAUUUGAACAUAGGGAGGCAAAAUAAUUGUCUUUCAUCUGCCAUGUACAUGUGUAAUGAACUCAACAGGAUAUUGAAUUGUGCAUCAAGGCAUGAAGAAUCUUAGCAUUCAUUUCCCUCAUCAGAUACAAUAUAGUGCACCCAGCUGUAGAUCUACCUAAAAAUGUCCUUUGGGACAUAAUUAAUUUCCUCAUGAACCCGGUGAGACACUGCAUAGAAGAAGAUCACAGCUUGGACAGGGUAACCUUCAAGCACACACAGCUUAUGCUUGCUGCUAGUUCGGAGGCAUCCAUGGUGGACAGUGCUAUGACAGACAGCGAGUUGUCACUUGUAUCGGAAAUCAUGUUUGAUCAACAUGACAAAUUAUCGGCAAGGAUGGAGACUGUUGAGGAAACUGUUGGACAGUUCUUAUGUGGACAUGUGGCAAGCCCAGCUAUUAGAGUCUCAAAUGUAUAGAUGUGAGAAAGGACAAUCUUAGAUGAGCUGACCACAAAUUUCUUAAAGUUGGGGCAACAAAGUCAGUGAAAUUACAGCAAAAAGUGUAGCAAAUUAUUAUUUGAUAUUGAAUGAUACCUCUCUUCUAACAUAAAGACAGUCUUGAAGCUUCUUGUCAAUUUUUAUCAUAGAAAGAAAUUUUUUUCCUUUCUUGAAUGACUUUGUUAUUUGACUAUUUAAGUUGCCUAAUUCUUUUCUCUUCGAAAACAUUCAGUCUUGUAUGCUGAAGCCAUCGUUAGUGAUUCGAUAUUUUCC